This is a messenger RNA of Ananas comosus (pineapple), 1100 nucleotides long. RefSeq names its product putative squamosa promoter-binding-like protein 19. The transcript is spliced from 2 exons. Lineage: Eukaryota; Viridiplantae; Streptophyta; Magnoliopsida; Poales; Bromeliaceae. The record is from RefSeq and is a predicted model, not a curated record. The coding region runs from base 196 to 675 and encodes 159 amino acids.
UUGAAAUUACUUUAGUUUGAGAUCAUGAAUGCAUCAAUUAGUUUCGAAUAAUAUAAAUAUAUGUAUCUACUACUCUAGUUGUCGCCCUUCGCUUCUUUGUUCCGCAGCAACCGCCGAACUUCUUCUGCUUAUUAUUAUUAUUAUUAUUAUUUAGAAAAAAAAAAAAAGGGAAAAGCUUGGUUCGCCGUCGAUCGCAUGGGGUCGCGGGGGCGCGCGUGGAGCGUGUUCGACGCCGUGCGCUCCUUCCCCUCCACGCCCGAGGCCCUCAUGGCCCAGAUCGACGCCGCCAUCGCCGCCCACGAGUACACCCACGCCACCGCCCUCCUCUCCGCCUCCCCAUCCUCCUCUCCGCCCGACCACGACGGCGAGGCCAAGGCGGCGGCGGCGGCGGCGGCGGCUGAGGAGGAAGUGAGCAAAGAGGGCGCCGCCGCGGCCCCUGCCGUGGGCGUGGGCGGCGGCGGCGGCGGCGGGGGGGCCUUCGACGCGCGGCUCGCCGACAAGGCCUACAUGGCGGCGUGCGCAGCCCUCUCCUCGGGGAGGCCCGACGCCGCCGUGCGCUCGCUGCGCGUGGCGAUCGCGAAUUGCCCGCCCGAUAAGGUCUCCGCCGUAGCGAAGCUCCACUCCCUCCUCGCCAUUGCCUCCGCUCAGCUCCAGAAGCAGCAGAACAAGCGCUAGCAGAGAGAGUUCUCGAGAUCCGAUCUCCAAAGGUAGGGUAACAGUAUUAUCGACUGCUCAGAAGCCCAUGAUUGAAGAGUUACAUUAACAGGCCCCUCUUUUAAUGAUUCAUUCACCCGCUCUGGUGUAGCAUCAUAUUUGUUCAACAGAGAUUACAUAGUGUGAACAAUCAAGCUGUGACUCCUUGAUGACUUAGAUGGCGACAUGAAGGAAGAAGUCUUGGAAUCAUAAUACUGAGCCCCUUUUCAUAGGGGAAAGAUGCUAUUGGAAUGUCAUAUUGUAGUACAGGAUUAGUGAAAUUGUUCGGAUAAACAGGGGCAUACUUUUUGGUUUCAUUUAAUUAUAUUUCAGAGGAACUAUGGUGCAUUGUGAGUAAUCAGGAAAUGAACUGUACAUAUAAUUCACAUAGUCUCUUACUUUCUCAA